AUGGCGCGCCCUCGCAAGGACGUCAAGUUCCAGCAUCAAACGCGCAGUGCCAGCAAUGGCCGGGCUCGUAGGCCCUCGCAGUCUCUGUCCGAGUUCAGCGACCCCGGAAGCCCAACCACCAUCAAGGAGGAAGCGGCUCCCCCAGUACGUUGGCCCGCCCCCGAACAACCCCCCCAAACAGAGUAUGAGAAGAAAAAGGCAAACUUCAUCACCCGCACAAUAUGGACCCUCGUCAUGAUUGCCGCCUUCUUCUGGGCUCUCGGCGCUGGCCACCUCUUCAUAAUCAUCAUGGUCACCGCCGUCCAAUGCAUAUCCUUCAAGGAGGUUAUUGCAAUCGCAAACGUGCCCAGCAAGGCCCGCAGCCUGCGCUUCACAAAGUCGCUCAACUGGUACUUUCUCGGCACCGCAAUGUACUUUUUGUACGGCGAGAGCGUCAUCUACUACUUCAAGCAUAUUUUGAUGGUUGACCGGCUGCUGCUUCCUUUGGCUACUCAUCACCGCUUCAUCUCCUUUAUGCUCUACAUUAUCGGCUUCAUAUUUUUCGUCUUCUCUCUCCAAAAGGGUCACUACAAGUUCCAGUUCACUCAAUUCGCAUGGUCCCACAUGGCUCUGUUCCUGAUUGUCGGACAGGCUCACUUUGUCAUCAACAACAUUUUUGAGGGUUUCAUCUGGUUCAUCCUCCCCGUGUCCAUGGUCAUCACAAAUGACAUCUUUGCCUAUCUCUGCGGAAUCACGUUUGGCAGGACUCCAUUGAUCCAAAUCUCGCCUAAGAAGACCUGGGAGGGAUUCCUAGGUGCCUGGUUCUUUACCGUUCUCUGGGGUAUUGCCGUCACUCAUUUUGUCUCCCAGUAUAAGUACUUCAUCUGCCCUGUCAACGACUUGGGCGCAAACAUCUGGUCCGGCCUCGAGUGCAGACCCAAUCCCGUCUUUGUUGCGCGCGACUAUACAAUUCCCUUCCUUCCCGAGGGUCUUCCAUUCCCCCGCACCUUUAACAUCAUGCCCGUUCAGUUCCACGUCAUUAUGCUAGGAACCUUUGCCUCGCUCAUUGCACCAUUCGGUGGCUUCUUCGCCUCUGGGCUGAAGCGAACAUUCAAAAUCAAGGACUUCGGCGAUUCCAUCCCUGGACAUGGCGGUAUGACUGACCGCAUGGACUGCCAGUUCAUCAUGGGAUCCAUUGCAUUCUUCUACUACUCGAGUUUUAUUGCUGUCCACCACACAACUGUCGGCGGUGUGAUUGAGUCUGCCAUUACUGGACUUACCUACGAGGAGCAGAUGGAAGUUGUUAAGAUCUUGAGCAAGCACCUGGUGAACCAGGACAUAAUAUCACCGAAGGUGCUUGAACUUCUCUCCGAGCAAAUGGUGCGGAGAUAAACGCAAAAUGUGGAUUUAGCUUGAUCAUUUAAUAGAGUGUUUACUGGUCCAAGAGGAGGUUUGGGGGGGAGGAAUCAAAUUUGGCGCUGCCAAGUAAAGGCAGCUCCAAUUUCGACCGACAUGGCAUACGCCGUCAGCCGCAGGCGGUAGGUAUUGGUAAUCGGGCGCAUAUACCCUUUCUGCAGUCUGGCGUACACUUAAAACAUGGGUUUCUUCGUGGCGCGCGUCAACGUAGCAUACAAGUAGUAAUAUUCUUUACAAUUUGCCUACUAGUAGAAGCUCGAAGCUCCUAGUGAGGUGAGGCAUGACGGACGUGCGCAACCGAGGCUUCUGUGCACGGGCCUCUUCUUGCAACUCAAGUUUUGGGCCUGUUCAAAUGGGCAAGGCAUCACAUCAACGCCAAUGCCACCACGCCCAUUUGUGAACGACCGAUUAUGGCGUUGUCUCUGUCCUGGCUUUCCGCCCAAC
Molecule: messenger RNA, 1839 nt
Organism: Bipolaris sorokiniana ND90Pr
Lineage: Eukaryota; Fungi; Ascomycota; Dothideomycetes; Pleosporales; Pleosporaceae
Exons: 4
Coding region: 1-1371 (456 amino acids)
Cellular component (GO): endoplasmic reticulum membrane
Molecular function (GO): phosphatidate cytidylyltransferase activity
Source: RefSeq, a predicted model, not a curated record